GGACGGAUCGGAGGGUCCCGGCCGGCGGGGCCAACCGAGAGGGAGAGGAGGGGGCGAGACACAGGAAGGAGGCCAACCAUCGAAUUUUAAAGAAAAAGCCCUUUGACUUUUCCCCCCUCUCCCUCCUCAAUGGCUGUGUAGCAAACAUCCCCAACGAUACCUGGGAAGGGACGAAGUUGGUCUGCAAUCGCAAUUUCGAGGGCUGAGUUCACGGUUGAGUGCGGGGCUCGGAGAUGGAGCGGUGGUCCUCUAGGUGGAAAACGAAACGGUGGCUCUGGAAUUUCACCAUAACAACUCUCGCACUGACUUUCCUCUUCCAGGCUAGUGAGGUCAGAGGAGCUGCUCCAGUCGAUGUACUAAAAGCUCUAGAUUUUCACAAUUCUCCAGAGGGAAUAUCAAAAACAACGGGCUUUUGCACAAACAGAAAGAAUUCAAAAGGUUCGGAUACUGCUUACAGAGUUUCAAAGCAAGCACAACUCAGUGCUCCAACAAAACAAUUAUUUUCAGGAGGAACUUUUCCAGAAGAUUUUUCAAUACUAUUUACAAUAAAACCCAAAAAAGGAAUUCAGUCUUUCCUUUUAUCUAUAUAUAACGAGCAUGGUAUUCAGCAAGUCGGUGUUGAGGUUGGGAGAUCACCUGUUUUCCUGUUUGAAGACCACACUGGAAAACCUGCCCCUGAAGACUAUCCCCUCUUCAGAACCGUUAACAUCGCUGACGGGAAGUGGCAUCGGGUUGCAAUUAGCGUGGAGAAGAAGACUGUGACAAUGAUUGUUGAUUGUAAGAAGAAAACCACAAAACCACUUGAUAGAAGUGAGAGAGCAAUCGUUGACACCAAUGGAAUCACGGUUUUUGGAACCAGGAUUUUGGAUGAAGAAGUUUUUGAGGGGGACAUCCAGCAGCUGUUGAUCAUAGGUGACCCUAAAGCAGCAUAUGACUACUGUGAGCAUUACAGUCCAGACUGUGACUCUUCAGUACCCCAGGCCGCUCAGGCUCAGGAACCUCAGGUUGAUGAGUAUGCACCUGAGGAUAUUCUGGAAUAUGACUAUGAGUAUGGGGAAGCAGAGUAUAAAGAGGCUGAAUUUGUAACAGAGACACCCACUGUAGCUGAGGAGACAAUAGCACAAACUGAGGCAAAUAUUGUUGAUGAUUUUCAAGAAUACAACUAUGGAACAGAGGAAAGUUACCAGACAGAAGCUCCUAGGCAUGUAUCUGGAACAAAUGAGCCAAAUCCAGUUGAAGAAGUAUUUACUGAAGAAUAUCUAACUGGAGAGGAUUAUGAUUCCCAGAGGAAAAAUUCCGAGGAUACACUAUAUGAAAACAAAGGAAUAGACGGCAGGGACUCUGACCUUCUGGUAGAUGGAGAUUUAGGCGAAUAUGAUUUUUAUGAAUAUAAAGAAUAUGAAGAUAAACCAACAAGCCCCACUAAUGAAGAAUUUGGUCCAGGUGUUCCAGCAGAAACAGAUAUCACAGAAACAAGCAUAAAUGGCCACGGUGCAUAUGGAGAAAAAGGACAGAAAGGAGAACCAGCAGUAGUUGAACCUGGUAUGCUUAUUGAAGGACCACCAGGGCCUGCAGGACCUGCGGGUCUUAUGGGUCCCCCAGGUCUACAAGGCCCCACUGGACCCCCUGGUGACCCUGGAGAGAGGGGCCCCCCAGGGCGUCCUGGCUUACCAGGGGCUGAUGGUCUACCUGGUCCUCCUGGGACCAUGUUAAUGUUACCGUUUCGUUAUGGUGGCGAUGGUUCCAAAGGACCAACCAUCUCUGCUCAGGAAGCUCAGGCACAGGCGAUUCUUCAGCAGGCUCGGAUUGCUCUGAGAGGUCCACCUGGCCCAAUGGGUCUAACUGGAAGACCGGGUCCUGUGGGGGGGCCUGGUUCAUCUGGUGCCAAAGGUGAGAGUGGUGAUCCAGGUCCUCAGGGCCCUCGUGGUGUUCAAGGUCCACCUGGUCCAACGGGAAAACCUGGAAAAAGGGGUCGUCCCGGUGCUGAUGGAGGAAGAGGCAUGCCCGGAGAACCUGGGGCGAAGGGUGAUCGAGGAUUUGAUGGACUUCCGGGUCUGCCAGGUGACAAAGGUCACAGGGGUGAACGGGGUCCUCAAGGUCCUCCUGGUCCCCCUGGAGAAGAUGGAAUGAGGGGAGAAGAUGGAGAAAUCGGACCAAGGGGUCUUCCAGGUGAAGCUGGUCCUCGAGGUUUGCUGGGACCAAGGGGGACUCCAGGACCUACAGGGCAGCCUGGUAUUGCAGGUGUAGACGGCCCCCCAGGACCAAAAGGAAACAUGGGUCCCCAAGGGGAGCCUGGACCUCCAGGUCAGCAAGGGAAUCCAGGACCUCAGGGUCUUCCUGGUCCACAAGGUCCAAUUGGUCCUCCUGGUGAAAAAGGACCACAAGGAAAACCAGGACUUGCAGGACUUCCUGGUGCUGAUGGGCCUCCUGGUCAUCCUGGAAAAGAAGGCCAGUCUGGAGAAAAAGGUGCUCUGGGUCCUCCUGGUCCACAGGGUCCUAUUGGUUACCCUGGUCCCCGAGGAGUAAAGGGAGCAGAUGGUGUCAGAGGCCUCAAGGGCUCUAAAGGUGAAAAGGGUGAAGAUGGUUUUCCAGGAUUCAAAGGUGACAUGGGUCUUAAAGGUGACAGAGGAGAAGUUGGUCAAGUAGGUCCAAGAGGAGAAGAUGGCCCUGAAGGACCCAAGGGUCGAGCAGGUCCAACUGGAGACCCCGGUCCUUCUGGGCAAGCAGGAGAGAAGGGGAAACUUGGUGUUCCAGGAUUACCAGGAUAUCCAGGAAGACAAGGUCCAAAGGGUUCCACUGGAUUUCCUGGGUUUCCAGGUGCCAAUGGAGAGAAAGGUGCACGGGGUGUAGCUGGCAAACCAGGACCUCGGGGUCAACGUGGCCCAACGGGUCCUCGAGGUUCAAGAGGUGCGAGAGGUCCCACGGGGAAACCUGGUCCAAAGGGUACUUCAGGUGGUGAUGGCCCUCCUGGCCCUCCUGGUGAAAGAGGCCCUCAAGGACCUCAGGGUCCAGUUGGAUUCCCUGGACCUAAAGGUCCUCCUGGACCACCUGGGAAGGAUGGCCUGCCAGGACACCCUGGACAACGUGGAGAGACUGGAUUUCAAGGCAAGACUGGCCCUCCAGGACCAGGGGGUGUCGUUGGACCACAGGGACCAACGGGUGAGACUGGUCCAAUCGGUGAACGAGGACAUCCUGGCCCUCCCGGCCCUCCUGGUGAGCAAGGUCUUCCUGGUGCUGCAGGAAAAGAAGGUGCAAAGGGUGACCCUGGUCCUCAAGGUAUCUCAGGGAAAGACGGACCAGCAGGACUGCGUGGUUUCCCAGGUGAAAGAGGUCUUCCUGGAGCUCAGGGUGCACCUGGACUGAAAGGAGGGGAAGGUCCCCAGGGCCCACCAGGGCCAGUUGGCUCACCAGGAGAACGCGGAUCAGCGGGUACAGCUGGCCCAAUUGGAUUGCCAGGGCGUCCAGGACCCCAGGGUCCUCCUGGUCCAGCUGGAGAGAAAGGUGCUCCUGGAGAAAAAGGUCCCCAAGGCCCUGCAGGGAGAGAUGGAGUCCAAGGCCCUGUGGGUCUCCCAGGGCCUGCUGGGCCUGCAGGCUCGCCUGGAGAAGAUGGAGACAAGGGUGAAAUUGGUGAACCAGGACAGAAAGGCAGCAAGGGUGACAAAGGAGAAAACGGUCCUCCUGGACCUCCAGGUCUUCAAGGUCCUGUUGGUGCCCCUGGAAUUGCUGGGGGUGAUGGUGAGCCAGGUCCCCGAGGUCAGCAGGGGAUGUUUGGACAAAAGGGUGAUGAGGGUGCAAGAGGUUUCCCAGGACCUCCUGGUCCCAUAGGUCUUCAGGGUCUGCCGGGCCCACCUGGUGAAAAAGGUGAAAAUGGGGAUGUUGGUCCCAUGGGUCCACCUGGUCCUCCAGGCCCAAGAGGCCCUCAAGGUCCCAAUGGAGCUGAUGGACCACAAGGACCCCCAGGAUCCAUUGGUUCAGUCGGUGGUGUUGGAGAAAAGGGUGAGCCUGGAGAAGCAGGGAACCCAGGACCCCCUGGGGAAGCAGGCACAGGCGGCCCCAAAGGAGAAAGAGGAGAGAAAGGAGAAGCUGGUGCACCUGGUGCUGCUGGACCUCCUGGUGCUAAGGGACCACCAGGUGACGAUGGCCCUAAGGGUAACCCGGGUCCUGUUGGUUUUCCCGGAGAUCCUGGUCCUCCUGGAGAACCUGGCCCUGCAGGUCAAGAUGGUGUUGGUGGUGACAAGGGUGAAGACGGAGAUCCUGGUCAACCGGGUCCACCUGGCCCAUCUGGUGAGGCUGGCCCACCAGGUCCUCCUGGAAAAAGAGGCCCUCCUGGAGCAGCAGGUGCAGAGGGAAGACAAGGAGAAAAAGGUGCCAAGGGAGAAGCAGGUGCUGAAGGCCCACCUGGAAAAACUGGCCCAGUUGGUCCUCAGGGACCUGCUGGAAAGCCUGGUCCAGAGGGUCUUCGGGGCAUCCCUGGCCCUGUGGGAGAGCAAGGUCUCCCUGGAGCUGCAGGUCAAGAUGGGCCUCCUGGUCCUAUGGGACCUCCUGGCUUACCUGGUCUCAAAGGUGACCCCGGUUCCAAGGGUGAGAAGGGACAUCCUGGUUUAAUUGGCCUGAUUGGUCCUCCAGGAGAACAAGGUGAAAAGGGUGACAGAGGACUCCCUGGAACUCAAGGAUCUCCAGGAGCAAAGGGGGAUGGAGGGAUUCCAGGUCCUGCUGGUCCCAUAGGUCCCCCUGGUCCUCCAGGCUUACCGGGUCCUCAAGGUCCAAAGGGUACCAAAGGCUCUACCGGACCUGCUGGCCAGAAGGGCGACAGUGGUCUUCCAGGGCCUCCUGGGCCCCCGGGUCCACCUGGAGAAGUCAUUCAGCCUUUACCAAUCUUGUCACCCAAAAAAACAAGAAGACAUGCCGAAAACAUGCAAGCAGAUGCAGGUGAUAAUAUUCUUGACUACUCAGAUGGAAUGGAGGAAAUAUUUGGUUCCCUCAACUCCCUGAAACAAGACAUCGAACAUAUGAAGUUUCCCAUGGGUACGCAGACUAACCCAGCUCGAACGUGCAAAGACCUGCAACUCAGCCAUCCUGACUUCCCAGAUGGUGAAUACUGGAUUGAUCCCAACCAAGGUUGCUCAGGAGAUUCCUUCAAAGUUUACUGUAAUUUCACGUCUGGUGGCGAGACUUGCAUUUAUCCAGACAAAAAAUCUGAGGGAGUAAGAAUAUCAUCGUGGCCAAAGGAGAAACCAGGAAGCUGGUUUAGUGAAUUUAAGAGAGGAAAACUGCUUUCCUAUUUAGAUGUUGAAGGAAAUUCCAUUAAUAUGGUGCAAAUGACAUUCCUGAAACUGCUGACUGCCUCUGCUCGGCAAAAUUUCACCUACACCUGUCAUCAGUCAGCAGCCUGGUAUGAUGUGUCAUCAGGAAGUUAUGACAAAGCACUACGGUUCUUGGGAUCCAAUGAUGAGGAGAUGUCCUAUGACAACAACCCUUUCAUCAAAGCACUAUAUGAUGGCUGUGCGUCCAGAAAAGGCUAUGAAAAAACUGUGAUUGAAAUCAAUACACCGAAAAUUGAUCAAGUACCUAUCGUUGAUGUAAUGAUCAAUGACUUUGGUGAUCAGAAUCAGAAAUUUGGAUUUGAAGUUGGUCCUGUUUGUUUUCUUGGCUAAGAUUAGGACAAAGAACAUCUGAAAUCAACAGAAAAAAUAUCUUGGUGCCACCAAGCCAUUUUACGCCACAUGCAAGUUUUGAAUAAGGAUGGUAUAGAAAACAACUUGCUGAGUAUAUACGUACGAUUAGAAAUCCCGAUGCCCUUGUGGGGGCAGAAUCACACGACAAAAGCUUCGAAAAUCAUAAAAUAUAAGAUAGUGUGGCUGAGAUGGAAACAGGCCUUAUUCUUGAUUCCCAAUUUUCAUCUCUCCCUUUCCUAUUUGGAUUUCUUUGGUGCUGUAGGAAAAAAAAAAA
Molecule: messenger RNA, 5949 nt
Organism: Lynx canadensis (Canada lynx)
Lineage: Eukaryota; Metazoa; Chordata; Mammalia; Carnivora; Felidae
Gene: COL11A1
Product: collagen type XI alpha 1 chain
Exons: 67
Coding region: 234-5654 (1806 amino acids)
Molecular function (GO): extracellular matrix structural constituent
Source: RefSeq, a predicted model, not a curated record